This is a messenger RNA of Plasmopara halstedii, 493 nucleotides long. RefSeq names its product RxLR-like protein. NCBI's taxonomy places the organism in Eukaryota, Oomycota, Peronosporomycetes, Peronosporales, Peronosporaceae. The transcript has a single exon. The coding region runs from base 108 to 398 and encodes 96 amino acids. The record is from RefSeq and is a predicted model, not a curated record.
CCCAUUUCCAUUAUGUACAAGAAAAACUGAUUUAAAAAUUGACUUGCAUAUCUUGCUCACUUCCUGAUUUCCCGUCCGUCGAUCAGAUUCGUGUCAUUAUAUUCACCAUGAAGUGUUCAGCCUUCUUCACCGCCGCCGCUUUCGCCGUUGUGUGCCUUCUACAGCCGUCCUCGGCGGAGGAACAAGCUUCUGUACAUCUUCGUAUAAACUCUGUUGAACAGAGUCCUUCCGACAAUAUUUGUUAUGUGCAUUGCGAUUCUGGAAUGUACUGCCCGAAAGGAGAGACGACGUGUCGCAAGCCAAACGGCACGGAGUGCUUUAAUCCGGCCACUGCCCUUUUCAUCCCUAAGUGCAGCAAAGGAUUCUAUUGUUCAAAUGGCCGGUGUGAAUAUCAGUAAGCCAGCGUGUCAUGUAGCCGUCACACGGUUGUGCUUACAAUUUUUUAUUGGAUUCAAUAUAAGCUCUUUAAUCAAACAAUCUGUCGUUACACCAU